Physcomitrium patens is the source of this 1627-nucleotide messenger RNA. RefSeq lists its product as uncharacterized. NCBI's taxonomy places the organism in Eukaryota, Viridiplantae, Streptophyta, Bryopsida, Funariales, Funariaceae. The record is from RefSeq and is a predicted model, not a curated record.
AGCACCACUGUUGUUGUUUUUGCUGCUCUGCACAAGAUUGUUUGUUUAGCCACACAAUUGCAAGCAUGCGUUGUUGUUGCAGGCCAGGAAUUGUAUCUCCACAACUGAAUCUGCACCACCACCAACAACAUCAACAACAACGAUCGAUCGAUCGAUAUGGAGGCAAGAGCCAUUGUUUGUUUGUUUGUUUGUCAAUGGCGGCUCCUCUGAAGCAGCAGCGGCAGCAGAAUGGCUCCAUGGCGAGACUGAAUUUCAUGAGAGAGCAGAAGCAUCAGAGUUUCGUGAUGCUUAAAAAUCUGCACUUUACGGGGUUGAAAGUACAUUCAUCGAGGAAUGCGGGUCACGGGGUUGAAGCCAUUCAUUCUAUAAUGCAGCCACGUCCGAAGCCAUGAUACAGUCAGUCAGUGUUUUGUCCAAUUGUGGUAGAAGUGGAGUGGUGUUAGUGAAACUGGGCGAAAAAAGAGAGCGAGGUUUAGAGAAUAAUGGUGGUUUGAUCCACACCGCCUUUUGAAUUGCACAUCAGCAACCUCCGAAGGUCGUUAGGGACGAGUCCAAUCGACCCCUCGGAUAUUGUUUUGCAAGUUGUUUGUUAGUCCUGUUCACUGAAAGCGUUUUGUUGUUGUUGUUGGUGUUGUUAGUGGUGGUGUUGUCUUUUUGGGUUUAUUUUAUUUUAUUUUAUUUUAGUUUGUGGGUUGUAGCUAUGGCGUCCUGCUACCCACUCUCCGUCUCGCGCCCUAUGUUGCUGCACCGAUGUCGAUCGUCCGCUUGUUCUCGCGUACCCAGCUGUGGGACUUCCUCUUCUCUCCAAACACACCUGAAUUGUGAGAUUUGGUUGGGUAUUUUAGCGUCGGCGUGUUGUCGAAGAGUGGCCCCGGUUUUGCUGCAAGAGCUGUUGCAAUGGAAGUGGGUCGGGAGGCGGAGGUUCGAGUGCGAAGGAACUGAGUUUUGCGAACCCUCGUGUGGCCUGAGGUGGAGGCGGAGAGGGGGUCGAACGAGGGGAUCGAAAUUGGCGUGCAGAGCGGGCCUGAUUGAGCCCGCGGUGCGUCUGGUGCUGGCAGACAUGGAUCCCGAGAAUUUGCAGAAUUUGAUCGUUGGAGCGAGUGUUCUGGCUGCCACUUCUGCUUCCCUCUACUACGGGCUCAAGGGUGAACCCGAAACGUGUGCGAAGUGUGCAGGGAAUGGUGGAACAAAAUGUGUAUUCUGCGUUGACGGGAAAAUGAAGACUGAGGCUGGGCUGACGGAUUGCCGUGUCUGCAAAGGAGCAGGCCUAAUUCUUUGCAAAACAUGUAAAGGGUCGGGGUAUUCACGGCGCAUGUGAUAAUAUGUACAAGGUAGAGUCCAUUUUUAGCUAGUUCUUUAGAGUCGGUGAAGACGCUGAGGUUCGGACAAAUGUAUUGUAGUUCCCACUCAUCUCUAUCCGUUCCACCAGAAUUAUUUGAAUGGGCUUCAACCAGAGAACACAACGGAGUCCUAGUAAUUGCAAAUCAUGGGAAGAGGCGCAGGAGGAUGACGGACCAUGAGGUAUAAACCGCCGUCCACUCCGCCCGCCUAAUCACUGAAUUUUUGUUCAGCCUGGUGCAUUCAGCAGAUUGCGGUUUCUUCAAUUCAAUUAGUUUCUGAGACCAAA